Phoenix dactylifera (date palm) is the source of this 1601-nucleotide messenger RNA. It is a transcript of the gene PME5, whose product is annotated as Pectin lyase-like superfamily protein. Gene Ontology annotation, biological process: pectin catabolic process; cell wall modification. The record is from RefSeq and is a predicted model, not a curated record. Gene Ontology annotation, molecular function: pectinesterase activity. NCBI's taxonomy places the organism in Eukaryota, Viridiplantae, Streptophyta, Magnoliopsida, Arecales, Arecaceae.
CCUCCCCUUGUCUUAUACUCGUACUUUAUGGGCCCCGCGUUUGGCUACCAGCUCAGCUUGCUGGCUGACAAAACCAGGAGACGUCUUGACCGUUGGGCCGGCCAACAUCCCAAAAGAAAUAAAUUACCAUUGGAUGUAAUCAUUCUCUCAACUCAACGAGGCAGCUCCACUAGCCGCAGCUCCAUUCUCGCUUCCCAUUCCACACUCCCUUCACUCCCUUCAAAUUCCUCUAGACCUUGGAGCGCAUCAUUUGCACCAAAGACUCUCUUCCUCUCUCUCUGUUGCUCUUCCUCUCUCUCUCUCUCUCUCUCAAGACUCCUAUUACCUACCAUCCGUUCAUCGAUGGGAAUUCUAGCCUCUCUGUUCCUCUUCGUCUUCCUACUUCUCGCACCACGUACCAGUGCAUGCGAGUUCAACUCCACCAUCAGGAAACACCAUCACCACCGGCUUGGGCCAACGGAACAAUACGCGCUCGUAGUCGACGCAAAUGGCUCCGGUGAUUUCUUAUCUGUCCAAGAGGCCGUCGAUUUUAUCCCAGAGAACAACACCAAGCGCGUUGUAAUACAGAUCAAUGCCGGCAGCUACAUAGAGAAGGUGACCGUGCCAGCGACGAAACCAUACAUAACAUUCCAAGGUGCAGGAAGAGAUGAGACGGUGAUCAAGUGGCAUGACCGCGCCAGCGACAGAGGGCCUAGCGGGCAACAGCUACGGACUUACAAAACAGCUUCUGUAACUGUUUUUGCUAAUAAUUUCAUUGCUAGAAAUAUCAGUUUCAAGAACACAGCUCCUGCACCAUUGCCGGGCAUGGAAGGAUGGCAAGCCGCAGCCUUCCGCAUCUCAGGCGACAAGGCCUACUUUUUCGGCUGCGGCUUCUACGGCGCCCAGGACACACUCUGCGACGACGCCGGGAGACACUACUUCAAGGAUUGCUACAUCGAGGGAUCCAUCGACUUCAUCUUUGGCAAUGGCAGAUCCAUGUACAAGGAUUGCCAGCUCCACUCCAUUGCGGAGCCCUUUGGGUCCAUUGCAGCACAGAACAGGAACUCCCCCUGCGAGAAGACUGGCUUUGCGUUCGUGAACUGCAGGGUAACGGGCACAGGGAAGCUCUACGUGGGGCGCGCCAUGGGGCGGUACUCCAGAAUCGUCUUUGCCUAUACCCACUUCGAUGAUGUGGUGAUACCAGGCGGGUGGGAUGACUGGGACCCCUCCGGCAACAAGAGAAAGACUGUCUUCUUUGGAGUCUACAAGUGCUGGGGUCCAGGUGUUGCAGCCGUUCGGGGUGUUGCAUGGGCUCGGGAGCUUGAUUACGAGACUGCUCACCCCUUCCUCGCCAAGAGCUUCGUCAACGGAAGGCAUUGGCUCAGCCCCUCAGAUCCCUGAGCACACAGCUGACCUCUGAUGAACUCCAAAGAUUUGUUUGUGUCCAUGUAAUAAAGAAAACAGAGCCACCAAAUAUCUAUUGCUGUUGAACCAUGUGAUGGAAUAACAGAUACACUCUCUCAUAUAGUUUAGGUACGUCAAAUGGAAUACAGAUUCCUGUGUAAUAUCUAUAGUUGUUAAAUCAUGCAGUGAAAUAGCAGAAACAAUUAUUUGGUUCCACA